GUUCCGGCAGUAUGUAUAAAAUUGAGGCCUACCCAUGUGAGCUGUAGAAGUGAUAGUCGGAGCUGAGUUUGUAGUAUCAUCGUGAGCAUGGCUGAGAAUGACGUUGAGAAUGAGCUGCUUGACUACGAGGAAGACGAGGAGCCACAGGGAGCUCCGGAGAGCGCGGUCCCGGCGGGGAAGAAAGAGGUCAAGGGCUCUUAUGUCUCCAUACACAGCUCCGGCUUCCGAGACUUCCUACUCAAACCCGAACUGCUGCGGGCCAUCGUGGACUGUGGUUUCGAGCAUCCUUCCGAAGUCCAGCACGAGUGUAUUCCUCAGGCUAUCCUGGGCAUGGACAUCCUCUGCCAGGCCAAGUCUGGAAUGGGGAAGACUGCCGUGUUCGUACUGGCCACCCUGCAGCAGAUAGAGCCCGUUGAUGGACAGGUGUCUGUGCUGGUAAUGUGCCACACACGUGAGCUGGCCUUCCAGAUCAGCAAGGAGUAUGAGCGCUUCUCCAAGUACAUGCCCACAGUGAAGGCGGCUGUCUUCUUUGGUGGCCUGUCCAUCAAGAAGGAUGAGGAGGUCCUGAAGAAGAGCUGCCCCCACAUUGUUGUGGGAACGCCAGGGCGCAUCCUUGCCCUCAUCCGCAACAAGACACUCAAUCUCAAGAACGUCAAGCACUUCGUCCUGGACGAGUGCGACAAGAUGCUGGAACAGCUAGACAUGCGUCGUGACGUGCAGGACAUCUUCAGGCUUACGCCUCAUGAGAAACAGUGCAUGAUGUUCAGCGCCACGCUCAGCAAGGAGAUUCGGCCCGUCUGCCGCAAGUUCAUGCAAGACCCAAUGGAGGUAUUUGUGGAUGACGAGACCAAGCUCACUCUCCAUGGCCUCCAGCAGUACUACUGCAAACUGAAGGACAGUGAGAAGAACCGCAAGCUGUUUGACCUGUUGGAUGUGCUGGAGUUCAAUCAGGUGGUGAUCUUUGUGAAGUCAGUGCAGCGCUGUGUGGCUCUGUCCCAGCUGUUGGUAGAGCAGAACUUCCCUGCGAUUGCCAUCCACAGAGGCAUGGCCCAGGAGGAGAGGCUGUCCCGGUACCAGCAGUUCAAGGACUUUCAGCGGCGGAUCCUUGUAGCCACCAACCUGUUUGGCCGAGGGAUGGACAUUGAGCGUGUCAACAUCGUCUUCAACUACGACAUGCCCGAGGACUCAGACACCUACUUGCAUAGGGUUGCCCGCGCUGGCAGGUUUGGCACAAAGGGGCUGGCUGUGACCUUCGUGUCGGAUGAGACGGACGCCAAGACUCUGAAUGAUGUGCAGGACCGCUUUGAGGUCAACGUAGCUGAGCUGCCAGAAGAGAUCGACAUCUCCACCUAUAUUGAGCAGUCCAGAUGAAUCCACCAGCCCAGUGUUGGGAAUUCCUCCAUGCACGCACACGCACUCUUUGCUCAUGUAUUUUUGAAUUUAAAUCCCCCCAUGUGUGUUUUAAAACUUGGCUCCCAAUUGCAACUCUUACGGAAUCUACCUGUAAUCGUGGGUCCAGUUAAUUUUUUUGUGGUUACUGAAAUUAAAUCUUUUUAUACAAUGCCAGUUGGUCUCUCUCUUUGUUACUUGAUUUGGGCAUAGGGUUGCACGCUCUCUUAUAGCGAAAAUCAUUAAGAUUUUCUGCAAUUAUGCAGUCACCCAGUCAUGGUCUAGCUUGGCUGCCAGUCUGUGGGUGAGGUGUAGAUGUGGUCCAGUCAGGACCAUGUGUGUUUCAGACCCUUUGAGACUAUUUUAAUGCAUCUGGACUGACCAGUAUGUACUGAUAUCCCAAUUUCCAGGCAAAAGCAGUCAUCUAAAAUGUGAUCCAU
This is a messenger RNA of Megalops cyprinoides (Indo-Pacific tarpon), 1829 nucleotides long. It is a transcript of the gene ddx39ab, whose product is annotated as DEAD (Asp-Glu-Ala-Asp) box polypeptide 39Ab. NCBI's taxonomy places the organism in Eukaryota, Metazoa, Chordata, Actinopteri, Elopiformes, Megalopidae. Gene Ontology annotation, molecular function: RNA binding; RNA helicase activity; ATP binding. The record is from RefSeq and is a predicted model, not a curated record. Gene Ontology annotation, biological process: mRNA splicing, via spliceosome; mRNA export from nucleus. Bases 88 to 1371 code for a protein of 427 amino acids. The transcript is spliced from 10 exons.